Messenger RNA from Talaromyces rugulosus, 4059 nucleotides. RefSeq lists its product as uncharacterized. Lineage: Eukaryota; Fungi; Ascomycota; Eurotiomycetes; Eurotiales; Trichocomaceae. Bases 1 to 4059 code for a protein of 1352 amino acids. The record is from RefSeq and is a predicted model, not a curated record. Gene Ontology annotation, molecular function: protein binding; structural constituent of nuclear pore. Gene Ontology annotation, cellular component: nuclear pore inner ring; nuclear pore. The transcript is spliced from 5 exons. Gene Ontology annotation, biological process: transcription-dependent tethering of RNA polymerase II gene DNA at nuclear periphery; protein localization to nuclear inner membrane; RNA export from nucleus.
AUGUCCUAUCCAGCUCUCACCCCGACCAGACCUCUGCCUGGGACGUAUUUCCAGACACCGGCGCCCACUGCUAUCAACAAUGGCCCGCUUUUCCAGACAAGAACGCCCUCGGUGUCGACCGCGCAACCAGAACCUGCAGCGGUCCUGCACAAGUUGUCGCCAGCAGCUCCAAAGGCGAAAAGCGAGACUCUGAGCACACGAGAGCGUGCAGCGCGGACGAUAAAUGAUACUCUUGCGCAGGAAGCUCGGUACCCAGACCUGGAUAGCUAUUUGUCUCAGGGCUUCUCUUCAGAUUUCGACAUCCCGGCUCAAUCAGCCUGGGCCCCGUUUCAUAAAACCAAAAUGUACAAUAUUCCUGACCAGAUUUUCGAUCAGUAUAACCGCGCGCAGGUUUCUACGAGCAUGGGUCUUUUCGCGGAACUGAAUCACGCUUGGGUUGCCAUCGACAACGCACUCUAUCUUUGGGACUACACUCACCCAAAUCCUCAGCUCGUUGGAUACGAAACGCAGGCAAACAGCAUCAAUGCCGUCAAGCUCGCGAAACCGCGUCCAGGCGUUUUCCUCCCCUCGAUUACCCAGGUGCUGGUGAUCUCAACAACAGCGGAAAUUAUUUUGCUGGGAAUGGGGUCUGAGACGGUUGCUGGUGGUGCCAAACAGGUCUCGUUGUUUCAAACAGGCAUGUCGGUGGCAGUUCGAGGACUCGACGUCCAUGUUAUCGAGACAUCGGACUCUACUGGAAGAAUCUUCUUUGCUUCAUCAUCUGACAACGACGUUUACGAAUUUACGUAUCAACAAGAGGAGAAAUGGUUUCAAGGUCGAUGUGGAAAAGUCAACCAAACAAGUUCACGUUUCUCAUCCUUGUCUCCGUCUUUGAGCUUCACUCAGAAACACACUGAAUGUAUCGAGCAAAUGGUUAUCGACGACACGCGGAACCUCCUCUACACGCUCUCAUCUUCAUCGACAAUCAAAGUCUUUCACUUGAAACCUGACGGUACCCUGGCCCUUGCCAUUACGAAACCGGUUAUCGAUAUCUACUCAAACAUUGGCCAUAUCAUUGCUUCCAAUGAAGCACUGAAUCCCAAAGUCAAGAUUGUGUCCAUCAGCCCUGUACCAACACCGGAAGCCUCACGAUACCAUCUUGUUGCUACGACAGCAACUGGUUACCGCAUUUAUCUAAGCGCUACUGGAUCAUACAGCUGGUCGCCUGCACCUAGUGGGAGCAGUCCUCCAACGAGCAUGCAGGCUCAUUUUGUGAAGACUCCUCCAUUCGACAGCCUUGCGGCCGCCACUGGUUCAGCCAUGCAGUUCCAGCAAACCGCAAGCACAGCCAAAAUUCCUAUACAUACUCUUGAUCCUACGCGCAUGGCUCAACGAUUCCCUCCUGGGUACUUUUUCUGUUUCACUUGCAAAGAUCCCUCGCAGAAAGAGGAUACAUUAUUCAUUUCUGCUCCGGACUCGGGUCGAAUUGCUCGUGCCCACGAAAAUGUCGUCCCUCCCAAGCCUUCGGAAUCCGCUAUUUGGCUUUCGUUAGGUAGCAGAGCAGAGGACAUUGGGCUCUGUGGAACGCCUCUUACAGCAGUUGCUUCUGCUAACGGAUUUGGCAACGAACUAGCUAUUCAAUACGACCAGCCGGCAGCCGAGAUUGCGAUUUUGACGAACACGGGUGUUCACGUUAUUAGACGGCGUCGCCUGGUUGAUAUUUUCGCGGCAUUGGUCCGCCAUGGCGGCGGCGAGGAAGGACUGGAGGGCGACACCAAGAACUUCAUUCGUAUCUACGGACGCAGUGAAACUUUGGCAACAGCGCUGGCAGUGACGUGCGGUCAAGGAGUGGAGAUCUCGCUGGAUUCGCGUCUUUCGAAAAUCAAUGACCCGGACGUUCUCGAAUAUGCUCGCAAGGUGUUCAUAGAAUACGGUGGACGCCCAUCGAUGAAUGAGAACGCCGUUGCCGAUAAUGGUGCACCUGCUAUUGAUGCCAUCCUUCCUUCUCCACGACACGGGGGCAUUGCGUUGUACAUGUCCCGCUUGCUGCGAUCCAUCUGGAAGAAGGAGAUCGCAGUCACAAAACCGUCGAAAGCCGGGUCCAUAGAAGUGACGCCUUCGGUCGACAUAUCGAAGCUCCAGAGUAUUCAACGAGACUUGUCUGCGUUGCAAGAUUUCUUCAAAAGCAACAAGAACUUUAUUGAAGGACUCAGUGGACCAGAAGCGCUUUCUCGAGCGGCAACGAAGCAAGAAGAGAUUGCUCUGCAGGCGGAGCACCGUGCUCUGCACUCCUUGGUGCAGUUGCUGUCUGAUACAAUUGAAGGCAUUUCCUUUGUUCUUGUUCUUUUUGACGAACGCGUGGAUGAGAUUGUGGUUGCACUUCCUGAGGAGGCUCGACAGCGCUUCUUGAGACUCACCUAUGAGGAGUUAUUCAGUACUGGCAAGGGAUACGAAAUUGCCAAAGAGCUCGUCAAAGCAAUCGUCAACAGGAACAUCGCAAAGGGAUCCAACGUGGAGACAGUGGCGGAUGCGCUGCGUCGCCGGUGCGGCAAUUUCUGCAGCGCCGAAGAUGUCAUCAUCUUCAAGGCACAGGAGCUUCUCAAGAGGGCAACCGAGACCGGUGCCAAUUCAGAGCUCGGCCGAAACCUUCUCAAUGAGAGUCUUCGUCUUUUCGGCCAAGUUGCAGAGAAUCUGCCGAUGGAUUACCUGGUGUCGGCUGUGGGCAAUUAUAUCGACAACCAAUUCUUUGCAGGUGCUAUUCAACUGUGUCUCAACGUGGCUGAAAGCUCGGAUAAGGCGAAUCUAGCUCUUAACUGGAUGAUGGAUGGUCGUCAAGUAGAGGAUCCACGGCAGGCACAUUUCGCGUUCCGCAAACAAUGCUACGACCUCAUCGCGAGGAUUGUUGUUGCUGUGGACAACUCGGCUGCCUCGGACCCCGGGGUGAUUGACGGUCAAUAUACGCCAAUUGCCAAGCGACGCAACGAGGCGUACAGCGUCAUUUCCGAGUCAAACGAUGAAGUCUUCCUCACAAGUUUGUAUGAUUGGUACCUCGAGCAAGGCUGGAACGACCGACUUCUUGCUACUAAAUCUCCCUUUGUUGUGACGUAUCUGGAGCGCAAGUCUGUGGACGAUUUGUACCACGCCGAUCUGCUUUGGCGGUUUUAUGGACAGGCUGAACGAUACUUUGAUGCGGCUCGGGUGCAGUUUCAGCUCGCACAGAGCGCAUUUGCACUUCCCUUGAGCCGUCGCAUCGAGUAUUUGGGCCAGGCUCGUGCCAAUGCUUCGACGUUUACACACGAAAUUGGUCGCCAGUCGCGACAGAGGCUUCUGCAAGAAAUCGGCAAUCUUUUGGAUGUCGCCACUAUCCAAGAUGAUCUACUGCAGCGCUUGAAAGAGGACGAGCGAAUAGGCAAGCCAAAUAAGGAUGAAAUAUUGAAGGAGAUAGACGGGCCUAUUCUUGACCUCACUAUGCUUUUCAACAGAUAUGCGGAUGCAGGAGGCUACUGCGACGUUUGCUUGCAGAUUUACUACGUGGCCGACCACCGCAACACGGCCGACAUUCGAUCGACGUGGGAGAAUCUCUUGGAGCAAACUCACCAAGCAACCGUGGAAAAGGGUGACGCCCUACCUUAUGAGGCAUUGAUUGAAAAAGUACGGUCGCUCGGCAGUCGUCUUCGCAUGUCUGAGAUUGUGUUCCCGAUACCCAUCAUUCUUCCAAUGAUUGAACGCUAUGUUUUGCAACACCAGCGCAACGUGGGCCCGCCAACAUGGGUGGUUGAUUUGAUGCUGGAUCUGGAAGUCCCUCACGAGACGAUUUACACGACGCUCGAGAACAUGUUCUACAACGACGAGGCGCCUUUUACGGGAGCAAACAAGAAGUUCAUUGCCAACGACCUCCUCUACACUGUCCAGCGGUGGUACAGCGAGACGGUUCGCCUCGGAGGCACUGUGUUUGGCAACGACGUCUUGGCAGCGCGUAUCUCCGAGAUGCUUGUCCUGGUGCAGCAGAGCGGGAUCCCAGCUGAAUACGUUCAAUUGGCCCAGGAACUACGAGUGCAGAUUGAAAACAGCAUCCGAUAA